AUGAGCAACCAAGAUGUCGACGAGGAUCACGACAGACGCCAUAUACCUACGCAGCAAGGUCUCGUUUCAGGCCUUAGACCCACGCUAGCCAGAAGCGACACAGAAAACUUGUUGUCAUACUACCAAUCACCCCUGGCAGACAGCCGCUACGAAGACAACGAAGGCAAAGCGCGAAAACCAACAGUUCCUUCUCGGCAACUCUCAAUCGCCUCCUCUGAAUCAGAUUAUUCGGACUCAAGUCACAGUGAUUACACUGGCGCGGCUGCUCAGAAACGUCUUAACAUACCCUCCGAAGGCGGCUCGGAUCGAAGAAGAGUGGCUAUAGUAGAGAUGGACGCUGUGUUGGAGACUGCGAAAAGAAAUGGUAGUCUGCGGUCUAGAAGAGGAAAGGAUGUGUUCGGCAGUUUGGCACUUGUGGCCCCCCCAGACGCUUCACCGAAAUCAUAUUCUCAGCUCACUCCUCCGUUGACCGCUCCCAUCGAAGGCAAACAUGGCUUAGAGCUUCCCAAUCAAGAUGAGUCACGGGCUCACCAUCGUUCUCAAUCUGAGGCUGUUUCUCCGAAAAAGCCUUCCAGAGAUGUUGGGAUCGUUGGGACUGCUCUCCAGCCAAUCAUUCUUGACCUGGAUACUGUCAAUGCGCAAGGUCAAGCUUUACAACCACCACCACUUUUCAUUCAUCCGGAGUCUCGCUCACCAACUCCCGGUGAUCUGUCGUCGCCAACAUCACUAAUGCCGCCUGUAAAGCGAAGGUCAACUGGCCAAUCUAUCACUGUAGUCACUCCGGAAAUAGGUGCAGAAAAACCCAUCGAUGUGCCUGUUGCAAGUCCUGUGGUCGUCAGACUUGAUCGCAGGGACAUUGUGCAAACGGCUUUACCAGAAGCAAGCCCUCCGUCCAACAAUGGCCCGCAAAUAGCCGUUCAAUCCGGGCUGCAUUCACCACAUGUACCGUCAUCUUACCUCAAUUAUAAACCUGGUAUCCAUGCGACAGCCGGUCCCCUUCCUCCUCCUCCUCGCGCAGCAUUCGUUAUCGACACGCAGGCUCCACCACCUCCACGCCCACCUCGACUAAAUUCACCCGUUCCUCAGCAAACGAGUCACACGCUGUUCCCCAAUACCCGCUUCGCUAACACCAGUCCACGUAGGGGGGACGUCGACGUUAUACGCCAGGCGCUUCAACUACCUCCUUCAGUCGCUAAGGCUCUUGCAGCUAGACCUAUGUCAACUAAGCCGUCAACAGGUAUCUCCCCCAAUGCAGUCGAUAAUCCGAGCAUGGAUGCUCCAGACGCGACAAAGUCUGCACAUCGUCGAGAAGGAGCCUUUUCACCUUCUUCCGAGGACACCGCAGCCCAAUUCGUCACGAUCAACGUUGCUGAAGCGGAGACUGUGAUACCACCGUCCCUUCGACGCGUAGACCAGCACAUCCAACCUAUACACGAUAACGUCAUAGAAAGCGGCACAUCUAUCACCGAAGUACAUCCACUCAAGCCACCGGCCUUUGCCUCAUCGAUAUCUGCAGGAUCCUCCUCGUCCUCUUUUGGUACUGUGCAGUCUGUCGGCUUUGGAAACGCAACAGAUCAACUGCAACCCGGAGUCUCUGCCAAUCCGAUACAAGAAGAUACGUGGGUCGACGUUCAUACCGUCGAAAGUUCUCCUUCCUUUGGGGCCUCUGUUGAACACCCCCGCCUCUCAGCGGAGCAUUCACAUCAUACACGGACUAUUGCCUCACAUGCCACUUCUCAGUCACUCUCCGUGGACGAACAUACAACCACUACAUCUGUUUCUCGCUCAUCAUCGGUGUCUCCGGCAUUACCUCGUUCACAUUCACCCUCAAUCAACUCUCAAGCAGACUCCCGUUCCUCGUCCCUUUCUCCAGCACCGUCGCCUCCGCCAAAAAGUUUCCGACACUCAAUCACCACUGGUCUAAAGCGGAUGAGCCUACCGCGCACUCCUUCCGCGAAGAGUUUGGGCCGAACAUCUCAUGACCGGGAGCGAAGUUCCAACGAAGAUGAAACAUCUAAUCAUCCUCUACCUGAUAUACCUCAAGCUCGUCUUCUCAAUUUCCAGCCACUUAUCCCUUUGAGAAAUAUUCAGUCCUACCAACAAGUCACCCGCCCGUAUAUCACACCCCUUCAACCAAUGAGGCGAAAACGUAAAAUCGAUCCAAAUCCCGCCGCUAUGUUCUGUUCUGAGGUAACGGCAAGACAAAAUGCGGGAGAACGAUGCAUGCUCUACGCUCAAAAAAUCAAUGAUUUAUGGGGAUAUGACUGUGGGCUGGAGGAGUGGAUGGAAAACAUUCGCAAUAGAGGCUCUGGUUCCACAAGCCGUGGACCUGCAAUUUCGCUCAUACAGUCUACUCCUACAUCACCCAUUUCUACUAGCUUCAAUACCAUGUCACCGUCCACGAUUCCAUUUACCUCCACACUUCGCCAAACAUCACGUUCCUCGUAUACGUCCGUUAUAACCGAGGCCACCUUUCCACGAAGACCAGAUGCAUCUGCUGCCACAGAUCUAGCCAUGACCUUCAAGGAUGCAUUAUCUCUGAGCCCUCCUACCGGGCCACCCCCUCUGCCCUAUCCGUCGCUAGUAUCAACAAACCAGAGAUUUCCCGGUCGAUCAAACUCGUCUGUGGGUAGCACCAGUGGGAGUGAUUCUCCUGCAAGAGGAUACAAAUCUUUGAUGCCAUUGACCCCAGCGAGCAAAACCGGGGCUUUUUUUGCAUCAUUGGGUCGCAAAGCGAGUGUCAGCAGAAAGGAUAAGGGUCUUGGCAGUUCGACAGGCUCGGGCUUGGUAUCAUCAUCGUCGCGGUUGACGAAACAACCACACAAGCACAGCUCACAGAAUAGUCAUCCACCUGCUACGGUUACAGCAGGACCGCCUUCUGUUCCCGGAGGCCCGAGAGCACCGCCUAAUAGGAUGCUCAGGUCGCAGACAAUGAUGAUAUCACCUAUGCUUUCGGAAGGCUCCAACUCCAGUUCGGUUGGGAAAUUGAAUGUAAUGGGCAGGAGGCCUUCGCUGUACAACAUUCCUUCAGCCGAUAGUGUGCAUCACUCAACCCCUUACAAUGGGCACCUGAGUAAUCCCACUGUAACAGGAGGACCACGCUCUCAAUCGUCUUCACCGUCGAAACAACCCUUGAAACCUCGUUACGAGUCGCCAACUCCCCCAGAGUCCUCGUGGGACCUAGAGUUCCGACGUCAGGUUGACAAACUCUCUGACUUGAUGCCGCAUGCAGAUCGGAUUGUAUUGGCUGGAUACUUGAAGAGGUCAGGACAAGAUAUUUUGGCAAUCGGACAGUACUUAGAGGAUGAAAAGAAUGGGCGUCUGAGAAGGGAUUAG
This is a messenger RNA of Lentinula edodes (shiitake mushroom), 3336 nucleotides long. RefSeq lists its product as uncharacterized. Lineage: Eukaryota; Fungi; Basidiomycota; Agaricomycetes; Agaricales; Omphalotaceae. The record is from RefSeq and is a predicted model, not a curated record. The coding region runs from base 1 to 3336 and encodes 1111 amino acids. The transcript has 5 exons.